CGUCGGUAGACAACUCCCACCUCCCCAUUAUAUUACUGGAAACGAAAUCGGAGCAGGGGAAUGCGGAUGGCCAGGAGAGAACAAAGAGGUUAUGGAGAAGACAGUGUGUCAUCUGUAAUUUCAUUUGGAAAUACGAAGAGACCAUUUAAAUGUGGUGAAUGUGGAAUGUGCUUCAGUCCAUGUGCACAGUUAAUAAACUCACAUCAAUAAACUCACAGAGUGGGGAAACCGUUUAAAGGUAUGGAGUGUGGAAAGAGCGUCAGACACACUUCAUCUCUUACUUUACAUCAUCUAACUCACAUGAGUAGACAACUUAUUGUACAUCAAAGGAUUCACACAACAGAAAAACCAUUUAAAUGAGUGUGGGAAGAGCUUCUGUCAUCGCAUAACGCUAAGCAAACAUCAACAGACUCACACAGGGGAGAAACCAUUUAAAUGCAUGGACUGUGGAAAGAGCUUCACACAUAAUGGAAACUUUAGAAAACACCUAUGGACUCACACAGGGGAGAAACCAUUUAAAUGUAUGGACUGUGGAAGGAGCUUCACAUAAUAAAAACCUUACAAAACACCUACGGACUCACACAGGGGAGAAACUAUUUAAAUGUAUGGAGUGUGGAAAGAGCUUCAACACUAGUGGAGUGCUUAAAAACCAUCAAUGGACUCACACAGGGAAGAAACCAUAUGAAUGUAUGGAAUGUGGAAAGAGCUUUCGUUCAAGUGAUCAUCUGACUUUACAUCAUAGAACUCACACAGGGGAGAAACCAUUUAAAUGUAUGGACUGCGGAAAGAGCUUCACACAUAAUGGAAACCUUAGAAAACAUUUACGGAGUCACACAGGAGAGAAACCAUUUAAAUGUAUGGAGUGUGGAAAAAGUUUCAGUCAGAGUUCAUCACUUAAUAGACAUCAUCAAACUCACACGGGUGAGAGACCUUGUAAAUGUUUGGAAUGUGGAAAAAGCUUUCGUUCAGGUGAUCGUCUGACUUUACAUCAUCGAACGCACACAGGGGAGAAACCAUUUAAAUGUAUGGAGUGUGGAAAGAGCUUCAGUCAAAAGGGAACUCUAAGACUACAUCAACAGACUUGCACAGGGGGAAACCAUUUAAAUGUAUGGAGUGUGGAAGGAGCUUCUGUCAUAGUGGAACGCUAAGUAAUCAUCAAAGGACUCACACAGGGGAGAAACCUUAUACAGCAAAUGUAUGAAGUGUGGAAAGAGCUUCAGUCUAAAGGAAACUAAGAGUACAUUAACAGACUCACAGGUGAGAAACCAUUUAAAUGUAUGGAGUGUGGAAAGAACUUCAGUCAGAGUGGACACCUUACAAAACAUCAAUGGACUCAGAAAGGAAGAAACAUUUAAAUUCCAGGAGUGCAGAAACUGCUUCUGUUUAAUGGAGUACUUACAAAAUGUUUACGGACUUAUAUGGAAGGAACCAUUUAGAUGUAUG
Molecule: messenger RNA, 1443 nt
Organism: Podarcis muralis (Common wall lizard)
Lineage: Eukaryota; Metazoa; Chordata; Lepidosauria; Squamata; Lacertidae
Source: RefSeq, a predicted model, not a curated record